Messenger RNA from Trematosphaeria pertusa, 1584 nucleotides. RefSeq names its product major royal jelly protein. Lineage: Eukaryota; Fungi; Ascomycota; Dothideomycetes; Pleosporales; Trematosphaeriaceae. The record is from RefSeq and is a predicted model, not a curated record. Bases 246 to 1511 code for a protein of 421 amino acids. The transcript is spliced from 4 exons.
GCUCCCGACCGCUUUAGCUCAACCUCCGAAUUGGACCAGACACUACCCGGAUACAGUAAUUCCCUGCUUGCUUCGCCAUGGAGUGCUCAUAAUGACGUGAAGACUCCUCAUUCUUGCAAUAAGAGUACCAGGUACCAUGGCGGUGGUUAUUGACGUUGUCAACCAACCGGAUUUAAUGACAAAACGGAAACUUCUCUGCAGUUUUCCGAUUUACCACGCGUCUGCUCUCUCCAGCCUCACUCAUCAUGGUUUUGGCGAAGAAAUUUGGUCUCCUCGGCUUAGUGACGGCGUUCUCGAGCGCACAGCAACUCCGCUCCGAUCCUGGCGUCGCGGGACCUCCUCUUGAAGUAGUUCAUCUGUACAAUGACCAGUGGCCGACAGGAGUCACUGUGUCGAAGGAUGGAAGGAAAUUCUCGAACUAUCCUCCUGGCCUUGACGCGAACAACACGAAUGAUGGCAGCAAUGGGAAAUACACGGUUGCGGAGUUAAUAGGAAAUAACACUGAGCGGCCCUAUCCGAGUGCUCAAAUCAACAAUCCGCCUGGAGGCUCAAUCAACUAUUCCACUUCUCCCGCCUCCGGCGCAAACUACCCGAACUACCUCAUCGGCGUGCAAUCUGUCGUCCUCGACCCCCUCGACCCCCUCGACCGCCUCUGGAUCCUCGACACAGGCCGCGCCCUCACCCAAAACAGCACUCUCGUCCCCGCCUCCCCUGGCGGCCCCAAACUCCUCUGCGUCUCCCUCUCCACCGACUCCGUUAUCCAGACCAUCGUCUUCCCUCCCAUGGUCGCAUAUCCAGACUCGUACCUCAACGACAUCCGUUUUGAUCUGCGGCCUGAAAAUACGGCAAGCGGCGGCGGCGUGGCGUAUAUCACGGACAGUAGUUCAGAGGGCAGAAAUGGGAUUAUUGUGGUCGAUUUGGGCGCGGGCGUGAGCUGGAGGCAUUUGAACGGCAUAACGGAGGUUAGGGCCGAGAGGAGCUUUGUGCCGUAUGUUUGGGGCACACCACUAUACUACAUCCCCGGGUCCGGUCUCCCACUCACUACUGUACCCCUCGGCUCCGACGGCAUUCCCAUAUCCGCAGAUGGAAAUGAGCUUUUCUGGGGUCCCGUGGGCGGCCGAUACCUUUACUCCAUCCCGACUGAACGCCUUCGCCAUCAGAGUCUGAACUCGGAGCUGCUGGCGCAGGCGGCGGUGCAAAAUCGCGGUCAAAGAGGCGUGAGUGAUGGGUUUGAGACGGACACAAAUGGCUUUAUCUACGCGGGGAAUAUGGAGCAGAACGGCAUCUCGUUUUACAACCCCGCCAAUGCUUCUACGACCCUCUUCGUUCGCGAUCCGAGGAUCAACUGGGUCGAUACUAUGUCCGUGGGGAGUGAUGGAUAUCUGUACUUCACAGUCAACCAGUUGUGCUUUACGCCAGGGUUCUAUCCGGGCACGGAUAGGAGGGAGAGACCUUUCGUGCUGUUUCGAGCAAAGCUUCCCGGGAACGGGACGAGAGUGUCGCUGCAAUAGGCUGGAUUUUACUUCCGGUAUACAACAGAAAACACAGACAAUCUGGAACGAAUAAAAAGCGGUCGAAGAAGAG